AUGAUUCGCGUGGCUGUUCCAUCAGUGGCUGGUGUUGUAACACGAUCAGUCGCGAUAUCGCCGAAUAAGAGUCACGAGGAAGAAACGAAGCGCGUUUGGCGAAACGCGGAAGCUGUAUGCUUCGACGUCGACUCAACAGUAUGCCAAGAUGAGGGAAUCGACGAAUUGGCUGCCUAUUUGGGUUGCGGUGAAGCAGUGGCAAAUGUAACCCGGACGGCAAUGAGCGGCAAUGCAAGAUUUAGGGAAGCAUUAGCAGCUCGUCUUCAAGUCAUGAAACCAAGUAAUAGUCAAAUUGAGGCAUUUCUAAACAAGACCAAACCAAAACUCACUCCCGGCAUCAAAGAGCUUAUCGGACGCCUACACUCGCGCGGAGUUGACGUAUUUCUUGUGUCCGGCGGAUUUCGCCGGCUAAUAUUACCGGUAGCCGAGCUUCUAGGAAUCGACAAAUCGAAAAUUUUCGCAAAUGAGAUACUGUUCGACAAAACCGGAAACUACGCCGGAUUCGACAAAACCGAACUGACCAGCGAUUCCGGAAGUAAAGAGACGGGUAAACCUGCGGUCAUCUCGCUUAUCAAACGAAAAUUUGGCUAUAAAACUGUGGUGAUGGUUGGCGAUGGUGCAACCGAUGCCGAAGCUUCGCCACCAGCCGACGCCUUCAUCGGAUUUGGCGGCAAUCAGGUCCGCGAGUCGGUUAAAGCGCGCGCCAAAUGGUACGUUACCGAUUUUGAUGUGUUGCGUAAAGAAUUGGAUCACGAUGACACAGACGACGAAUAA
This is a messenger RNA of Caenorhabditis bovis, 774 nucleotides long. Lineage: Eukaryota; Metazoa; Nematoda; Chromadorea; Rhabditida; Rhabditidae. The record is from the annotation of a GenBank genome assembly.